This is a messenger RNA of Rhododendron vialii, 602 nucleotides long. RefSeq lists its product as uncharacterized. The transcript is spliced from 2 exons. Bases 5 to 433 code for a protein of 142 amino acids. The record is from RefSeq and is a predicted model, not a curated record. Lineage: Eukaryota; Viridiplantae; Streptophyta; Magnoliopsida; Ericales; Ericaceae.
UGCAAUGGUGGUUGGAGGCACAGGAAGAGGUGGUGAUCCUUCAUCAAAGUAUGGCACUAUUGCCCCAAGGGGAAGAGGAAGAGGAAGAGGUGGAACCACUGCUCCACUUCCUGGAAUUGUGAUUAGAGAAACAAAUCCUAACACUAGGGUGGAUAUUGGUACAAACAAAGGUGUAAACUGUGAGAAGGGUAAACAGCCCAUAGUUUGUAGAGGUAAAGCACCAAUAACAAGGAUUGGAGGUGCUCCAAGGGUGGGUUUGCCAACACCACAGGGAUGGAGAAGAUCCACAAGGAUGGGGAAUGCCAUAUUUUGGACUCAACCACAAACUUCAUCUGCAGCAUCAUGUGGCAGUGGUGGUGGAAGUGGUAGUACCACAAUGCCAAGCACUCAACCAUCAAGUUCAACCCCAAGUACCCAAAAAUCAGCCACUUGAAUCUGCUUUAGGAAAUGGAUUAGGAUAAGUCUUUUGGUGUAGGAUAAGUCUUUUGGAAACAAUGUGUAAUGUUUACACACAGUUGGAACAAUGUGUAAUCCAUUAACUAGAAUCCACAUAUUUCUUUUAUGGGUUGGAACUACUGAAUGAAAUGAAUGCAAUGUAACCU